This is a messenger RNA of Colletotrichum orchidophilum, 3858 nucleotides long. RefSeq lists its product as uncharacterized. NCBI's taxonomy places the organism in Eukaryota, Fungi, Ascomycota, Sordariomycetes, Glomerellales, Glomerellaceae. The annotation marks the transcript as partial. Gene Ontology annotation, cellular component: endoplasmic reticulum. The transcript has 3 exons. Gene Ontology annotation, biological process: GPI anchor metabolic process; endoplasmic reticulum to Golgi vesicle-mediated transport. The record is from RefSeq and is a predicted model, not a curated record. Gene Ontology annotation, molecular function: phosphatidylinositol deacylase activity.
GAGGGCACCUACCUGUACAGUAGGCUGCGCACGUUCUUUUCACGUUGUUUCGUUCCCGUCGUCUCUUCCUGCUGUCACCACCUGCACGUCUUCCUCUGGACGUCGCUGCCGUCCACUCUCUCGUUUUCUUCCUCCACCUUGCCGCCCUCCCACCCGGCCAGGAAAACAACAAAUCCCUCCACGGCUCGAUUGAACGACACGCUUCCUUUCCUGGAAGACUCGAUCGAGCCCUCUCCACCCAUGAAGAGGCGCCCGUCGGGUUCGACCGACGUAAGCGACGAACCUCUUGCCGAUCCUCCUGUCAUCCAGCAGCCCGCCCGAACUCGCGAUUGUGCACAUCUUUCCAAGCAGCCCGCUGCCGUCACUGUCGCAGCUGCAGCCACAUCAAGACCGUCAUCCGCAAGGAGUAGACGGUCAAACGAUCCCAAUUGGAGGCUCGAACAUGGCCCCGAUGCGAAUCCGAUACUCGACAACCACCUCCUAACAGCCUUGUCUUCGUCACCCCUCUCAGCUCCAUCCCUAGCCGUGCCAUCGCCAGCCUACCAAAACCACACACACCAACUGCCGAACCACCACCAUCACCACUCCCAAGCCGUCGGCAACGAUCCUCAACCUUCCCAGAGCGAAAUUCACUAUCUUGACGGCGAUAACGAAGACGGCCAAGGCGGCGGUGACGGCCUUAACGACGGCAUUGUGGACACUGGCCGAGAAGACGAAACCACCAUGACCGCAGAGAAGAUGCCCGAUGUGCGCCUCGCUGGUCGCCGCUCUCGAUUCCGUAGUCCUUGGUCUGUUACCAUACUCACAUUGACUGUCGCCGUUCUCGGGAUUACUCUGCUUUGCGCUAUAUUGAACUCGUCAUGGACUCGCCAGCUCGAUGCCAAGGGAUGUCGCAUGUCGUACAUGCGACCUUCCUACAUUCGUCUUCGUGAUUUUGAUACCGAACACACCCGCUUCGCGACCAAGUACUCGCUAUACCUCUAUCGUGAGCAGGGUGUUGACGAUGAAAGAAAGCUGAGAGGAGUCCCCGUACUCUUUAUCCCAGGUAAUGCCGGAAGCUACAAACAAGUUCGACCUAUAGCCGCCGAAGCUGCAAAUUACUACCACGAGUCUCUUCAGCACGAUGAAGCUGCUGUCGCGGCCGGUGCCCGAAACCUCGACUUCUUUACCGUUGACUUCAAUGAGGACAUCACCGCCUUCCAUGGGCAGACCAUGUUGGACCAGGCCGAGUACUUGAACGAGGCCAUUAGGUACAUCUUGUCACUUUACAUGGACCCGCGUAUGUCAGCUCGAGACCAGGACUUGCCAGAUCCAACCUCCGUCUUGGUUCUAGGCCAUUCGAUGGGUGGCAUCGUUGCACGCACCAUGCUCAUCAUGCCGAACUACCAGUCCAAUUCGAUCAACACUAUCAUAACCAUGUCUGCCCCACAUUCACGUCCUCCAGUUACUUUCGACGGACAAAUUGUCAAGAUAUAUGACGAAAUCAACGACUACUGGCGCCACGCCUACUCACAAAAAUGGGCCAACAACAAUCCCUUGUGGCAUGUUACUCUUGUCUCAAUCGCUGGAGGUGGCUUAGACACAGUCGUUCCGUCAGACUACGCAAGCGUAGAGCCAAUAAUCCCCGAGACGCAUGGCUUCACUGUCUUCACCACCGGCAUCCCGGGCGUUUGGACUAGCAUGGACCACCAGGCCAUCCUAUGGUGCGACCAAUUUCGGAAAGUUGUGGCUCGCGCCAUGUACGACGUAGUCGAUGUCCACAGGUCUUCGCAAACCAAGCCCAGGGCGGAGAGAAUGCGGGUGUUCAAGAAGUACUUCCUCACUGGCAUGGAAUCCAUCGCCGAGCAGACUGUGGCAACCGAGGGGCCGAGCACACUUCUUACACUUGAGGACAAUUCAAAUGCCAUCAUGGCACAAGGCGAGCGCCUGGUCUUGCGACGGCUCGGGCGCGACACGAAAGUUGCAGCUCAUCUGCUUCCAGUGCCUCCUCAAGGAUCGCCAGAAGGCAAGCGCUUCACCCUACUGACCGACAGCGCACUGGAUAGGCCAGGAGAACACGGAAAGCUCGAGGUUCUGCUUUGUAGCGUUUUCCCUUUGCAGCCUGGACAGUCAACGACGCUGUUUUCUACGAAUAUGGAUUUAUCAGGCGACAGCACAGGGUCUACCAGACUAGCCUGCAAGAACGCUGCUUCUGACGCCAUUCUGCUUCCCCCUUCGACGAGGAUGCUCCAUCAGCCGUUUGCUCUAGAGAACGAACCAGUCACCAGGCCAUUCUCAUACCUUCAAUUUGAUAUCGAAGAUAUUGCGGAUCACCAGUUCGUGGCCGUCAUAGACAAGUCGAUCAAGCCAAGUCAAAACUUUGUUGUAGCCGAAUUCAGCGAUCAUUCGCAAUCCCACAGAAGGCGCAAUAUCAGUCUGCGGCGAAUCCUCGCGUUUGGAAUGACGCUGCGACUGCCCUCUAACCGUCCCUUGGUUGCCGAGAUCAACAUUCCCACCCUUCAAUCCAGCCUACUGGCGUAUAAUCUGGAGAUAGGCAACCAAGCCUGUGGCUCAACCUCUGGACUAUUUUCACCUCUAAUACGGCAACAUCUAGCCCAGCCCUACGAGUCCAAGUUUUUCGUCAACGCGAGGCAUGCCAGCAUCAGUAUGCAUGGAGUGGCACCUUUCGUUCCGCCACCUCUGAGGCAUAAGGUUCAAGAGGAGCAGGGGCUUAGCCUCCAAUUUUGGACCGAUCCAACCUGCGAAUCAACCAUCCAGGUCACGUUGACGGUCGACGUAUUGGGGAGCUUGGGCAAGCUUUACAUGCGUUACCGGACCGUAUUUGCGGCCUUCCCACUGCUCGUGGUUACGCUCGUGCUUCGCAAGCAGUUCCGGAUCUACGACACGACCGGGGCGUUCAUCUCUUUUUCGGAAAGCCUGGAUCUCUGCCUACGGCAAUCACUGCCACUAAUGUUCCUUUCUCUGACAUUCCUCUCCUUGUCAAUGACCGGAUCAUGGUCAUCAGGCCCCAGCGUAUUCUGGCACUGGCGCAACACUACUUCAGCGGCAGCCGACUUUCACAGCAACGAUCUCCUCACAGGCACUCAGGAUCCCUUCUUCUGGUUCCUUAUCCCCCUCAUCGGAGUCGUCUGUAUAGGAGUGUGCGCCUGUCUCCAUUUUAUCACCCUAGCGUUGACACAGCUUCUUGGUUUUCUCUACGCCUGGAUAGCUCUUCGGUCAUUUGCAGUCGGGCGAGAUGAGCGCCGGAGGCCGCAUUUACCCAUCUUCGUUGCAUCUUCGCCUCGACGUCGUAUGAUAACAACUGCGGUUCUGCUCUUCCUGGUAUCCACUUUUAUCCCCUAUCAGUUUGCAUACUUGGUAGCAUGUCUCGUCCAGCUUUUCACCGUCGUUCGCGCUCAUCGAAUUGCUUCAGAGCUUAAGUCUGGACCAACCCAAGACUUCUACCACUACGCCCACUCCAUUCUGGUUCUCAUGCUCUGGGUCCUUCCUAUCAACCUGCCCAUUCUGGCUGUGUGGAUUCGUAACCUUGCUGUUCACUGGCUUACACCCUUCUCUUCGCAUCACAACGUACUGUCAAUCAUGCCGUUUAUACUACUCGUGGAGAACUUGACUACGGGUAGGAUGGUUCCCAGAGUCACGGGCAGAAUGAGACAUCUCACGAGUGUUCUACUCUUUGGCACGGCCAUUUACGCUGCCAUUUAUGGUGUUUCAUACGCCUACAUGCUGCACUAUCUCGUCAAUUUGAUAGCUGGCUGGCUGGUUGUGAUUCAUUCAACUAGCGACAAUUGGCCGCUCGCUGGGUUCAGUUCAAUAUUUGACAGCCAUCACGAAGGGCCCAAACGUGGCAAGACUCCAUGA